Messenger RNA from Cynoglossus semilaevis (tongue sole), 3449 nucleotides. It is a transcript of the gene dpy19l3, whose product is annotated as dpy-19 like C-mannosyltransferase 3. The record is from RefSeq and is a predicted model, not a curated record. Bases 1069 to 3438 code for a protein of 789 amino acids. NCBI's taxonomy places the organism in Eukaryota, Metazoa, Chordata, Actinopteri, Pleuronectiformes, Cynoglossidae. Gene Ontology annotation, cellular component: nuclear inner membrane. Gene Ontology annotation, molecular function: mannosyltransferase activity. The transcript is spliced from 17 exons.
GGGCAAGAAUAUCCCAGGAAAUAUGUACAUGUUAAUUAGGAUGGAAAGAAAGAACAGAAAAGAACUGUGGUUUCUAAAGAAAGACAAGGUUUUCACAGAGAACAAGCAUUAGUGUUGAAGUCAGAUUUCUUGACCUAAAAAAAAAAUCGAGCUGCCUUUCUUUAUUUUCCUUUUGUUCCUGGAAAAUCCCUUGCCAGCCUGUUGUCACCCCUGUUAGCUUCUGCUGCCGACUGCUCAGUCGGACAUCUGACUUCAUCUGAAUGCAUCAGGUGUGAAGUCAUAUCCACAUUUGUCUCCGAGCCUGUAGCUCUUAAUUUCACAAAUGUGCUCACAGCUUGAAGCUGCUUCCAGACCUACAAAAUCUCUGACAAAUGUUCCCUGCAUUUUCCGAAUGACAUUUCAACAUGCUCUCAACACUGCUCUCCAGUUCUCCCUCCCACUCCUAUCCUUUGUGUGUGUGUGUGUGUGUGUACUUUUACAGACUAGGGGUCACCAAUAGUCAACUGACUUUUUUAAAUCCUCUCCCUCUCUGUCUCUGCGGCUGCUGCUGUUAUUUACAGCUCUGACUUCACCGUAGCUUCCUUUGCUUCUUUCCCUCAGACGUACGUGGUGAUUUUUUGUGGGGGGAACAUUACUUUUUCUGUCUAAGAGAUGGUCCAUGUUUUAGAGCAUACCAAAUGUGAAAAAGAGGAUAAAAGAAGACGAAACGUUAAGGCCACGGCUGGGUCAGUCUGGGACCACAUCAGAGAAAUGGGAGUUACUUGUUAGUCUGAAAAGAAGAGAAACGGAGAGUAGGCGGCUGCUACUGGCUGUGUUGGUGAGAUGAACUCAUUUUCUAAGGAAAUGGGCAGCCUGUUAGACUGUCUAACUCUGACCUUCGUGUAAUCACGAAGGAUUAGCUAUUUUAUCAGAGGUUUUGGUGAAAAGCCAGGUUUUCUUACUGGUAAACACAGAAGAAGACAUUUGAUAGACAAUUUGCUGACAAAACUUAAAAAGGCUAAUUUACUCGGAUGAGCUGCAGAAGAGCACAAGGAGCAAUGCUAACAUUGGCCGCCGUAACGGAUCUAGAUGAAUGGAUUACGUUUGCUGUCUGUUGACCUGAAUUCACCUCAUCUAAGGAAUUGGAAAGGGUGUGAUCAUUGGAUCCGUUCCAGGAUAAUGGAUCUUCGUAAAAGAACCAAGCAGAAAAUUCAAGCUGAGGAGAGGUGCGGUGGUAACAAGUUGAUGACGACCACAAGAUCUUAUGUCCUGCCGAAAGACAAGGGGAAGGGAGAUGGUGGAGAUGAUGUUUCUGCGUUUGCUGAAUCAAACGCUUGUUCCUGUUCCGGCAUUCGAUCCUGGUGUCCCUGGCGACGCUGCAUCUCCAUGGCAGCAGGGCUGUUACUGGCUGGUCUGCUGGGACUGGCUCAGGCCUGUUGUGUUAAUGCCAUCCAUGAAAACCUGCUCUGGUUUUCUCAGCUCAUGGAAGUACAGCGGGAGAUUUCCUUUCGGACUGAAUGUGGCCUUUACUACUCAUACUACAAGCAGAUGUUACAGGCCCCGUCUAUACAGCAAGGCCUCUCAGAUUUGAUCAAUGACAACUUGACAGAGUCCAGGAGAACCAUUAAUCUCCUGCAGAGAAUGAACAUCUACCAGGAGGUUUUUCUCAGUCUUUUCUACAGACUGCUGCCAAUUCAGACCUAUCUGGAACCGAUCUAUUUCUACAUCUAUACCGUGUUCUCGCUCCAAGCUGUGUAUGUGAUUGCUCUGUACCUCACUGCGUGGCUGCUGUCUGGAUCCUGGUUAGCUGGAGCACUCGCUGGAGUCUGGUACAUUCUCAACAGGAUCGAUACCACUCGUGUAGAGUUCACCAUCUCCCUUAGAGAGAACUGGUCUUUGCCUUUUUUGGCUCUGCAGGUGGCAGCCAUCACCUGUUACCUUAGGCCUCAACUCAGCAUUUUACAGCAGAAGGUUAUGGUGUGGCUGAUGUACGUGACCACUUUCUGCUUCAGUCUGACGUGGCAGUUCAACCAGUUCAUCCUGCUCAUUCAGGCUCUCAUAAUCUACACACUAGACUGUCUGGACUUCAUAACCACAACACAGGUCACUACUCUGUACCUGAUUCAGGUCAGCUCUCUCCUGAGUGUGUGGCUCCUCCAGUUCUGUAACUCUAUGAUCCUGGGAUCGCUGGUACUCAGCUUCAUCGUGGCUGUGCUCUUCAUUAGACACUGUCAGACCGGUCUAAAGACUGGAAACCUUCUGACUCGUCUGAUCAAACUGUUACUCCACAGCAUCAUGGUUCUUUUGCUCACCUUUACCAUCAACUACUUGACCAAGAAAGCACUUCGGCUUCAGUCGGACGAACACAUCUUUAAAUUCAUCUGGUCCAAGUUUGGCCUGGGGCCAACCAGGGAUUUCGAUGCCAGUCUCUAUCUGUGUGAAGAAGCCUUUGGUUUGUUGCCGCUGGACACACUGGAACGUUUGGCUGCUUCUUUCCUUCUCUACCCAUACAUCCUCACGUUGCUGCUGCUCUGUGGCACGCUGGCAGCAGGAGCUGUGAAAAACCUGAGGAGAAGUUCAGGUUCAGCCGAGGAGAAGAACGAAGUUGUGGAACUGGGAGAACAUUCCGUGCUGACAGUUGUUCGUCCAGAUGUGGCCUACAACAUGAUGCACACGCUUUUCUUCGGUCUUGUGGCCUUCAGCACCAUGAGGAUGAAGUAUAUAUGGACCGGUCACAUGUGUGCAGUUGCGGCCUAUGGUUUGUGUGGAACUGAAGUGUGGACCCUGAUUCUCACCGUACUUCGAUGCAACAGUAAAACUCUUAUACGUCUGCUUAGAUACUCGGUUCCCCUGGUACUGAUGGCCUGUCUGUAUUACAAGUUUUGGCCAAAGCUGAAGGAGGAGUUAUCAGAACUGAGAGAGUUUUAUGAUCCAGACACUGUGGAGCUCAUGACCUGGAUAAGCUCUAAGACGCCUCAGCAUGCUGUGUUUGCAGGCAGCAUGCAACUGUUGGCUGGAAUCAAGCUGUGCACAGGCAGAGUCCUCACCAACCAUCCGCACUAUGAAGACAAAGAGCUGAGGGACAGGACCAAACAGGUGUAUCAAGUGUACGCUCAUCGCUCCCCUCAGGACAUCCAUGAAAUCCUGCUGUCACUAGGGGCAGACUACCUGGUUCUGGAGAACAGCAUCUGUUACGAAAGGAGGCACAGAAGAGGUUGCAGACUCAGAGACCUACUAGACCUGGACAACGGACAUAUCAUGGAUGGACCUGGAGACAACGACCCAGACCUCGUCGCAGCCUCCCACCCCAGGUUUUGCGAGGCCAUCAAGAUGGAUUUGGCAGAAUACAUCUCUCUGUUCACCAGAACGUUCGAGAACAAAACCUUCCAUGUUUACAGGGUCAAGAAGAAACGUAGGAAAAGUACCAAGAGCUGGUCAGAGAGCAGCGGGACUCAAUAACAGCAGAAAAA